CUUCAUCGGUUCCUCCGGCUCCGUCAUCGCGACGCGACUAGGAUCGGGACCGCGUGAGGUCGCGACUUGCGAGCGCGACUGCGCGAGGAGGAGCCGCCGGCCGCCGCGGUCUCGCCUCGCCCAGAUCUCGCCGUGGUCUCGCCCUGCCCUCCACUCCCGCACGCGCAUAGGGCACAGGCGCACAGCUUCUCGCGCAGACCCCCGACGGCGUGUGCUCCCGCGUGUCCGCUCGCUCGACCCCCGACGGCGAACGGCCGGCACUCGACUCAAGCAGUCGGGCGGGCCUCGGCAGUCCGCCAGGCGCCAGGCGCCAGCGGGCAGCGGCCACGGCCCACGGCCAGUGACCUAGUCCCGCGUCCAGCAGCUCCGGUUGGAAUUAGUUGUAGCACACUGGUAUAUAUUGAAGAUCAGUGGUUGGUUGACUUGAAAGCACGGUUUAAACAUCACUUUUGUGUCAACGUUUGUUCUGCAAUAAUAUUCUUUACCAUAUCAUGGGGUUUGAGACCAUACCACCCCUACAAGAUCUUGUAGUGGAUAAGAGUGAGGUUGAAACCUCGCAAGUUGUGGGCUGUGGUUCAAUUGUCACAGAAAGGGUGGAAACGAAUCUGAGCAAGGAACCCUUUCUGCUAGUUCCCUUGGAAAAUAAGGAAGAGAAAGGAUCCCCUGGUUUAAUUUGUUAUCUUGAAAAUAACAAGGUCGAUGUUCCUGAGGCCAUCUCUCCAAGGGGAGAUAUACUUGAAUUGUCAAUCUCUACCAAGCCUACUGAUGAUAAUCUUUCAUUGGGUUGUGAGACACCACGUGAAAGCAUCUUUGAUCCAUUUGCUCCAGGGCCUGAGGAGGCGGCCUGUGCACCAAAGAAGAAAAUGGCUAGAGGUGUUGAAGUUCCACCUCGUAGGAAGCUAAAUUUUGAUUCAGGUGACUACCCAGUUAAAAGGUUAAGUUUUGAUAUUAGUGAUUCUGAAGAGGAGGAUCAAUAUCUCCAAGUGAUUCACAAGAUGAUCCUGGAUAUAUUAAUUGUAGAUGGCCCUCUUGAUGGACAGCAAGAAACUGGAAAGAAUGUGACAGAUUCAGGCCUACAUGGAAGCUGCAAGACACCUGAUUCGAAGCCUCUACUCACUGGCAUUGCAUCCACGUGCCCAGGUGCACCUUUGAGACCAUCUCUUAAAGCGUUGAAACUCAGCCCAGACAUUUGUCGGAAGAUUGACUUCGAUGCAGUCAGUGACUCCAAUAAAGAAAAUAAUUGAUGGUUCUGCCCCUCUUGAUUGACAAUAACAAGUAAUGAACUGUGCAUUUUGGGAUUGAAUGAUCUGCCCCAGGAGACAGCAUUUGGAACAGCUUUAAUCUGCCUAUCUGACAAUCUCAUGUAUCAGUAUCCUAUAUGCCGUUGUGGUAGCUUUAGCUAACCCAGAAGCUUUGGGGAUUAUUGCUGAUGAUAGAUAAGUACUUAAGUAGCAAGCAGUUUAAGUUAUACAUGUAAUCUAUAUUUGCUUUUCCUUUGUAACUGUCCUUGUGCUAGUUACCUCUUAGACUUAUAUCAGUAGAUCUGAGCUCUGACAAUGUUUUGUAAAUCUUCAGAUGAGCCUUGUUCCGUCUGAUUAAAGUAAUGCACCCGAUGCAGUUUCUUAAUAGCGGUUAAAUGAGCUCUGACCAUUGUAAAUCUUAAGACGACUGCAUGCAUUAGUAAAUCUA
Messenger RNA from Sorghum bicolor (sorghum), 1689 nucleotides. RefSeq lists its product as uncharacterized. The record is from RefSeq and is a predicted model, not a curated record. The coding region runs from base 492 to 1244 and encodes 250 amino acids. NCBI's taxonomy places the organism in Eukaryota, Viridiplantae, Streptophyta, Magnoliopsida, Poales, Poaceae. The transcript is spliced from 2 exons.